AUUGUGGCAAAUUCUACCACCAUUUGGAUGAAUAAUAAUAAAACAUUCAUUUAUUUUAUAGCAUCUGCAAACAUCCCAAAACCUUUCAACCAAAAUAUGUAUAGAUGAGUGUGCAGACCAAAGUAAGGACAUCAGUAUGUUACAUUUAAAAAUAAGUCAAGGUUAAAGGCGAUGUCCUCUUUUAAGAACAUCGCAAAUACAAUUCCAGUACUCCAAGUACAUAUUCUGUACCCAGCCACCUGGGAGGACUGAGAGACCUAAUGGUUUUCUGCUCUCUGGAACUUCUAUGCCAGUUGUGACUUUCUCACCCAAAUUUGUAAAUUCGCAAAUUAACAUGCAGCGAAUAAUUACAAUUGUAAACACCUGGAAGUGGAAAAGGCCGUGAGGAUAAAUUGAGAGGAAGAGUAAAGCUAAUACCAUAAGUUGCAUACCAGCAGAUCUGAGUAUCGUCAUGAAUAAUUGGUUAGCUUUUCCACAUGCCUUAGAAGUUUCAGCAAGCACCUAGCGAACAUCUUAAUCCAAAUUUCUCAAAAAAUGAGAGAUUUUAUUUAAGAUCAUUCCUCAAUUUAUCUUAGACUUUCAGCUACAUAGUUAGUCCGGUAGUGUAACAGUAACAGGUUUUACGUAAAUGCCAGGGGAAAAGAGAGGAAAGCUAAAUAACCAAGUAAAUCUGUAUCUAAUUAACAAACUGGCUAAAUAAGGUGUUAUCAGCUGCUUGAUAUAGAGCUGAUAAAAUCUUCAGCUAGGCAUACUUGAGGCCUGAUUACAGAAGUGACCGUAGUCCACCCACACACCUGAAAUUUAUUUAAGAGACCAAGCUAGGCUCUUCCUGGCCUUUAGGAAGAGGACUGGCAUGGAGAAAUAUGUUCCUCACUAGUUCUCCCAAGCCAUGGCACUUCCCAACAAAUUCCUCCUUUGGUUUUGCUGCUUUGCCUGGCUGUGUUUUCCUAUUAGCCUUGGUUCUCAGGCUUCUGGGGGAGAAGCUCAGAUUGCUGCUAGUGCUGAGUUGGAAUCUGGGGCUAUGCCUUGGUCCUUGCUACAGCAUAUAGAUGAGAGAGACAGAGCUGGCCUCCUUCCUGCGCUUUUCAAAGUUCUAUCUGUUGGGCGAGGUGGGUCACCUAGGCUGCAGCCAGACUCCAGAGCUUUGCACUACAUGAAGAAGCUCUAUAAGACAUAUGCUACCAAGGAAGGGAUUCCUAAAUCCAAUAGAAGUCACCUCUACAACACUGUUCGGCUCUUCACCCCCUGUACCCGGCACAAGCAGGCUCCUGGAGACCAGGUAACAGGAAUCCUUCCAUCAGUGGAACUGCUAUUUAACCUGGAUCGCAUUACUACCGUUGAACGCUUACUCAAGUCAGUCUUGCUGUACAAUAUCAACAACUCAGUUUCUUUUUCCUCUGCUGUCAAAUGUGUGUGCAAUCUAAUGAUAAAGGAGUCAAAGUCUUCUAGCAGGACUCUCGGCAGAGCUCCAUACUCAUUUACCUUUAACUCACAGUUUGAAUUUGGAAAGAAACACAAAUGGAUUCAGAUUGAUGUGACCAGCCUCCUUCAACCUUUAGUGGCCUCCAACAAGAGAAGUAUUCACAUGUCUAUAAAUUUUACUUGCAUGAAAGACCAGCUGGAGCAUCCUUCAGCACAGAAUGGUUUGUUUAACAUGACUCUUCUGGUGUCCCCCUCACUGAUCUUAUAUUUGAAUGACACAAGUGCUCAGGCUUAUCACAGCUGGUAUUCCCUUCACUAUAAAAGGAGGCCUUCCCAGGGUCCUGACCAGGAGAGAAGUCUGUCUGCCUAUCCUGUGGGAGAAGAGGCUGCUGAGGAUGGGAGAUCUUCCCAUCACCGUCACCGCAGAGGUCAGGAAACUGUCAGUUCUGAAUUGAAGAAGCCCUUGGGCCCAGCUUCCUUCAAUCUGAGUGAAUACUUCAAACAAUUUCUUCUUCCCCAAAAUGAGUGUGAGCUCCACGACUUUAGACUUAGCUUUAGUCAGCUGAAGUGGGACAACUGGAUUGUGGCUCCGCACAGGUACAACCCUCGAUACUGUAAAGGGGACUGUCCAAGGGCAGUUGGACACCGGUAUGGCUCUCCAGUUCACACCAUGGUACAGAACAUCAUCUACGAGAAGCUGGACUCCUCAGUGCCAAGACCGUCAUGUGUACCUGCCAAAUACAGCCCCUUGAGUGUUUUGACCAUUGAGCCCGAUGGCUCAAUUGCCUAUAAAGAGUACGAAGAUAUGAUAGCUACAAAGUGCACCUGUCGUUAACAAAUGGUCCUCUUAAAACCUUGAGCCUAUUUGGCAAAGUAACUACUGUGUGCCUAUGUGUGCCUUCAAGAGAAAGCUUCAUAUAUUAAGUCUCUAAAUGUAGCAUAUGUUAUAUAAAGAGGAGCCUGUGUAGGUUAGUACCGUCUAUGGCAUCUAUCAGGAUAAAGGGAUAACAUCAAUUGUUGCUACAGAGCCUUUUUUUAUUUCCAAAUUUAAAUGAAAUAUAAUUAUUGUGGAGAACUUUACAUUUUUUUCCUUGAGUGAUUUUUUUCUUUUCAUAGGAGUCUUAUUCUUUAUAGGGAAAAAACCUUAAUUAGCAUCAAUCCUGGAUGGACUUGCAGCUAUAAAUAGGCAAUUCAGAUUGCUGUAGUCUUAAUGGAAGAAUAAAUUUCUGUCAAUGG
Messenger RNA from Pan troglodytes (chimpanzee), 2658 nucleotides. It is a transcript of the gene GDF9, whose product is annotated as growth differentiation factor 9. The coding region runs from base 890 to 2257 and encodes 455 amino acids. NCBI's taxonomy places the organism in Eukaryota, Metazoa, Chordata, Mammalia, Primates, Hominidae. The record is from RefSeq and is a predicted model, not a curated record. Gene Ontology annotation, cellular component: extracellular region. The transcript is spliced from 2 exons. Gene Ontology annotation, molecular function: growth factor activity; cytokine activity.